UUCAUGUCAUGUAUAAUGUGAGCUUUAUAUGGAAAAAAAACUUGUUACCAGCUCCCGUACAGCAGGUAUGGGAUCGAGAUGACGAGCAAAAGUCAAAAUUGGUGGGCAGUGCAGUAGUGAUAUCACAAACAACUGUUCCACCUUACGGUCAAAGAAAAGGAUGGAUUCCAAGGGUAGAGGAUGAUUUUGCAGAUGGCGGAGCCUUCCCGGAAAUCCAUGUGGCCCAGUACCCAUUGGGAAUGGGAGCGAGGGGCAAGGAAAGCACAUCAAACGCACUAGCCGUUCAACUGGACGAGUCUGGAAAAGUGAAAUACUCUGCUAUAGCCAGACAAGGUCACAGUGCCGAUAAGAUAAUCUACUCAAAACUAACGGACCUUCUGCCAUCAGAAGUCUUAGCAGAAGAUGACGCGACUCUACAGAAGCCAACGGAAGAUGACAUACAGGAUAUCACGGAAAAGACUAAGCAGGCUUUGGAGAAACUCACAAAUGCCAAAAUAUCUGCCGCUUUGCCUGUUAAGGCUGCUCCCAAAGCUGCCCCCGCACAGUACAUCAGGUACACCCCAGCGCAGCAGGGAGGUGCUUUUAACUCCGGAGCCAAGCAGAGGGUUAUUCGAAUGGUGGAGGCGCAAUCAGACCCGUUAGAGCCCCCGCGCUUCCAAAUCAACCGCAAGAUACCCCGCGCGGCGCCUUCGCCCCCCGCGCCCGUUCUGCAUUCGCCCCCGCGUCGCGUGUCCGUGAAGCAGCAGAGAGAUUGGAAAGUUCCACCGUGCGUGUCUCACUGGAAGAACGCUAAGGGUUACACGAUACCCUUGGACAAGCGUCUAGCUGCAGACGGUAGAGGAUUGCAGCAAGUCCACAUAAACGAGAACUUCUCCAAGCUGGCCGAGGCUUUGUACAUAGCGGACAGGAAGGCCAGGGAGGCUGUGGAAGCGAGGGCCCAGCUCGAAAGGAGAUUGGCGCAAAGGGAGAAGGAAAAGAAGGAAGAGCAUCUGAGGAUGUUGGCUCAACGGGCCAGGGACCAUCGGGCGGGUAUCCGCAACCCCGAGGAGGAGGCUGUGGUAGAAGAGGGCGCCCCGCUUGUACCGGAGGGCGAGCUGUCUGCAGCGGAGCGCGAGAAGUUGCGUUCUGAGAGGCACCGGGAGAGACAACGCGACCGGAACCUAGCGCGCGCCGCACCUGACAAGAGAUCCAAACUGGUUAAAGACAGGGAGCGUGAUAUAUCAGAGCAGAUCGCUUUGGGUCUACCCGCGAAGACAGCUCAAGGUGGCGAAGGAAUGUUCGACCAACGACUCUUCAACAACAGCAGGGGAAUGGAUAGUGGUUACGCGGACGAUGAGGCGUACAACGUGUACGACAAGCCGUGGCGCAACCAGGACACGGUGGGAGCCCACAUCUACCGGCCCACCAGGAACGCAGAUAAGGACAACUAUGGCGGCGACCUUGAUACCAUCGCGAACACCAAAAGGUUCGUGGCAGACAAAGGCUUUGCUGGUACAAGUAGUACCAACACUCGUUCCGGGCCCGUUAACUUUGAAAAAGAUGCACCCAGGGAGGAACCAUCGCGUAACACCCAACCCGAGGCAGACUUCGAUCCGUUCGGUCUGGAUCGGUUCUUGAGCGAAGCCAAGCGCGCGGACAAGUCGUCGCGCAAGAGAGACCACCACGAGCCGCAUGCUAAGAAACGACGCGACUAGAUAUUACACAUACGCUCGGAGUUUGUGUUCAAUCGUUGCCUUUCAUAUAAAUACAAUUGUUGUUGAAAAUACUUGUAUUAUAACAAAGAAGAAAAAAUAAAAAUAUAAAUACAGAAAUAUAGUUCAAUGAAAGGAGAUAAUUAAUUUUCUCAGAGGCGUGUGAAGUCCACCAAUCCGCAUUGGGCCGGCAUGGACUACGGCCUAAACCCUUCUCAUUGUGGGAGGAGACCCGUGCCCGGCGACGGGUUGACAGUGAUGAGUGUAAACAAAAUUUGACGAUAUUCAAAUGGACACAGAUACUGUGAUUUGAAAGUACAUCUUCCAUUUUGAUCCAAAAGUGAACAGCAAAGUUUGUUCAUGCCCGGCACUUACUUUUGGACCAAAAAAUUGAAGAAUUUGUGUUGAUGACUAAAUUAAAAACAUACCAUCAUUUAGUCAUUAUUGUGUCCAAAAGACUAAAAACGACCCGCGCAUGUCACACUCACUUCUUCCUAUUUUCUCCAUUUUAUAGUAAACGUUUAGAACAAUAGGGGUAAAAUAAUUACUGUUGAAUGCUAAGUGGAAUGAAGUGUCUAACGCCUGUUCGAGAAACACCGCUAAAGUGGAGUGGUGUGUGAUACUUCAAUAUUAGUUGUGUACACGGUUUCUGUUAUGUUUUUAAUUCUGUGGUUUAGAUCAAAUAAGAUAUAACGCAUAAUUUGGUUUCCUUUUCACUUCAUAGCCAUCAUUUCUGGGCAACCAUUUGUUUAUUCCAAGUAGGCCUAUUAUACAGGUUCUGUUGAAACGUUAAGUCUUGUCUCUUUGUAGAGGUUCGGAAGGAAACCGGCAAAAACUCAGCAGUUGCUCUUGUACAAUAAUUUACCGAUAUUGAGUUUAAUUUUUAAUUAAAACUAGACUUUAUUUCAUUUUUUAAUUUUUGGACUGUAGGCAUCCCUGUAGCAUAGAUAGGCUAUUAUUUAAUAUUAAGUGAUAUUGUUUCCGAGGUGAAACUUACUUAGAAUUAGGAAAUUAUUAGUAAAUUGUUAGAACACGGUGCGAAAAAAAGCAAUAAACAAUAUAAACUAGUGUUGGAUCGUUUUGCCACAAAGCACGUCCGGGGAAGUACUAACGAAAUGCUUAUUUCUGACGCCGCAUUGUUGUAUACCGGUCUUAAUAUCAACGCCUCAGGUUGAGGAACACAGGGUAAAACUUUGUAGGACCCGUUCCCGGCAUACCCUGGGCAGUGUUGCUCUGUUUAUAGGCAACAGUUUUCCAGAUACAAUUUACUUGGUCUGUCAUUGAUAACUAUAAAAAAAUAAAUAAAGAAACGUGAAAUACGAAUGGUUAGGACUCGAAGAUGAUUCAGUAUGUUUUUAUCUGACUAGUUGAUCCAGCUAACCUGAACUCAGAUUAAAAAAUACCACAGUUUUACAAUAUAUACAGUUAAGCAAAGUCUUUGAUAAUCAUUAGCCUUUGAAAUCCCACUUCUGAACAUAGGCCGAGAAAAAUGUCUUCCUGUUGUUUUUUUUUUUUUUUAAUAUCGUUGUUGGUCACAGCCCCUUCGGAUUAACAAUAUGCUAGAUUUCUUAAAGCUCUCAAAGGUUUUGAUACCAUAUUCCAUCUGCUAUCUGAGGAUUAUUUUGAGCGAAAUUGGUACCGCAAGCGAUAUUAGUGGGAUUGAAGUAAAGCUAACUUUGUGUAGCAAUAAUUAAUAAUUCUUAUUGAGGACAUUAUAUAGACUAUAUAAUGUUUUGUACAUAAUACGGUAAACGUAUCAAUGUUACCGGUUUUGAAACUGACUAUUGUGUAAUAGUAUUAAAAUUUGUAAUACAUAUUAUGUUAG
This is a messenger RNA of Pararge aegeria (speckled wood butterfly), 3516 nucleotides long. It is a transcript of the gene Bx42, whose product is annotated as puff-specific protein Bx42. The transcript has 13 exons. Lineage: Eukaryota; Metazoa; Arthropoda; Insecta; Lepidoptera; Nymphalidae. The coding region runs from base 9 to 1694 and encodes 561 amino acids. The record is from RefSeq and is a predicted model, not a curated record. Gene Ontology annotation, biological process: mRNA splicing, via spliceosome. Gene Ontology annotation, cellular component: spliceosomal complex.